Molecule: messenger RNA, 606 nt
Organism: Teleopsis dalmanni
Lineage: Eukaryota; Metazoa; Arthropoda; Insecta; Diptera; Diopsidae
Product: DNA-directed RNA polymerase II subunit Rpb4-like
Exons: 3
Coding region: 83-541 (152 amino acids)
Biological process (GO): transcription initiation at RNA polymerase II promoter; positive regulation of translational initiation; mRNA export from nucleus in response to heat stress
Cellular component (GO): RNA polymerase II, core complex; P-body
Molecular function (GO): translation initiation factor binding; nucleotide binding
Source: RefSeq, a predicted model, not a curated record
CUAUAUAUCAGUGCACAACUUCAGUUGUAACAGUACAGACUUGGUUACAUUAGACGUCGGAAAUUGAUUUAUAUCAAAGACAAUGAGUAAAACUGUUAUGGAUAAAUCUGAGUCUUCAGAUGAGGAAGAUAGUGAAUCCCUAUCUUUAUUUCCCUCACGUCCAAUUAUUGAGGAUGCUGAUGAGCUUAAAUUUCAUCCGGGUGUUUAUCUACAAUUUCUCAAUACUUCCGAAGUUUAUGAGUUACUAGAGCAGAUCUAUAGUGCAGUGGCGGAAGAAGACGAAGAGUUUAAUCAAAGCUUCGUGAAGAACUUUGCCUAUUCUAAGCUUUUGCGGAAAUACAAGGACAAAAAGUCCAUGACAGAUAUUCGCAAGUUCCUUGAAGAAAAAGAUCUUCAUCCUUAUCAAGUAGCUUCGUUGUCUACUUUGUGUCCUCAGUCUGUUGAUGAAGCAAUUUCUUUAAUUCCAUCUCUUGAAGAGAAGGAUAUUUCAGUUGUGAAGGAAAUUAUUGAAGAGCUGGAUCUGAAACAUACCCUUUUAUAAUUUUGAACAUUUAACAUUAUUUGUACUAUCUAAUGCGAAAUGCAGUUGAUCAAUAAAUGAAAUAA